Messenger RNA from Atta colombica, 1125 nucleotides. Its product is annotated as putative gustatory receptor 28a. Gene Ontology annotation, cellular component: membrane; neuronal cell body; dendrite. Lineage: Eukaryota; Metazoa; Arthropoda; Insecta; Hymenoptera; Formicidae. The record is from RefSeq and is a predicted model, not a curated record. The transcript is spliced from 4 exons. The coding region runs from base 1 to 1125 and encodes 374 amino acids. Gene Ontology annotation, biological process: sensory perception of taste.
AUGUCAUACACUUUUCAAUAUUCCAAAUUAGGAAUCGUUUACAAUGUUGUGCUGAGUAGCUUAAUGAUUGCUUCGAACUAUGUGUCUAUACCAUUGAAAUUUACUUGGAAAUACAAGAUCAAAACAAGUUUGACUACAGCCAUUUCGGUUCUUCAAACUAUACUUGGUACCUUGAUGAUCUGCGCGAUUUUGAUUAGCUACUGCAUCAAACAGAAAUCCCUUGUGCGGAUCGCCAAUCGAUUAAUCACCAUUGAACACGAGAUAGAUCAUUUGUAUGAUCUAUAUCAUCCGCUCCGACGACAACGUAUCUUCUGUACUAUGAUCAUCGUUUGCACCUUGAAGAUUUGCCUUCUGAUACUUCUCCUGUUCAAUGAUAAUCUGGCCUUGGGUACGGGCCCAAUCUCAUGGCUAACAGACAUUCUGCCGACAUUUCACAUGGGUUGGCUACUGAUACAAUACUUCCUGUUGGUGACGGUCAUUCAGACAGAUUUUGCUGAUGUUAAUCGAGCGAUACAAAGUCUCAUUGGAAUCAAUACACCUGAUCUGCAGUCUCUCUAUCAAACACGUCGUAUCAUAGUCAACAAUUCGAUCGUCCAUCAACUUUUGCAACUGCGAGAUGUGCAUUGUCAUCUCUGUGAAAUCUCUGAGGAUGUGUCGAGUUUUUAUUCACUUCCAGUAUUAUUCGGCAUCAUUUUUCUCUUUCUUACACUAACAUAUAAUGGUUACUUUCUUUUUUGGAUUGUGAUGAUAACUGAUGAUAUCUUAGAAUAUGACACUCUUAGUAAUACCAUCGUCUGGCUAAUAUUUCUGAUUUAUCCCAUCUUUCUCCUUACCAAUAAAAUUACCAAAAUUUUAAUCGAGAUUGAGAAAACGGGCAAUAUAGUACAUGAUCUUUUAAACUGUGCAAUCGGGAAAGACAAAAAAGCAGAGCUCAAGAAAUUUUCGCUUCAAUUGCUACAUCGCAAAAUACAGUUUACAGCUAACGGAUACUUUAUGCUCGAUAAUACUUUUCUGCAUUCGCUAACUGGUACAGUGAUGACAUAUUUGAUAAUACUUGUGCAAUUUCAAAUGGUAAGCUCGCGUUCAUCGAUCAGACAGCAAUGUAACAAUACAGGGAGAAGUUAA